AUGGAAGCGCUACAGGAGAUGCUUAAGGUGAUGAUGGAAGACCGUAAGAAAAGGGAUGAGGAGAUCGCCGAGGAGCGUAAACGAAGGAAAGAAGAGUUCGUGGCGGAACGAGAAAGAAGCAAGGAGGAUAGUCUGUGUCUAGAGAAAGAGAAAAUGGACGCAAUGCAAACGCAUAUGGAGUCAUUGAUAAAGCUAGUAGAAGCUUCUACAAAAAAGGAAGCUUCACCUCCGAGGGAACUUAGCGUUAAACUGAUGCCGCUGUCGGAGAAGGACGAUAUCGAGUCGUAUCUGACGUUCGACCGUAUCAUGGAGGCUCACAAGAUCAAAGAGAAGAGACGGACACAGUUUUUGGCUCCUAAUCUCACUGGUAAGGCCCAGCUAGCUUUUACCGCUUUACCAGCAGAGGAGGCAGCCAAGUACAAGGAGUUGAAGCGGGUGCUGCUUACCCGCUACAAUAUCAGUGAGGAGACUUACAGAAGACGGUUCAGGUUGGAUGGCCGUAAGAAAGAAGGAAGCAACCGUGAACUGGCAGUUCGACUCAUGGACUGGCAAGUAAAAUGGCUAAAGGAGUGUAAGAAGGUCAAGGACGUCAUGGAACUGGUGGAAAUCGAGCAGUUUCUGAACUUACUACCGACGGAGAAGAGGCUAUGGGUGGCUGAGAGGAAACCCAAGUCAUGCAUACAAGCAGGAGAGCUUGCUGACGAAUAUGAGCAGGCUAUAAGGAAAGACACUCCAUUUCAACAGAAGAGUACUAAGAAGCAUGGAGUGAAAUGUCAAUACUGUGCUAAAAUAGGGCACUUAGAGAAGGAGUGUAGAAAGAAGUUGGCAGAUGCAAAGGAGAAGAUCUGUUUUCAUUGUAGAAAGCCUGGACAACUUACAUCCCAUUGCCUUGAGAAGACAGGAGCAGGCUCAGCGAUGAUGGGUCGGGAGUCUAGCAAGGGAUUACGCAGGAGUGGCUCAAUUAAUGGUAAAGCGAUUCAAAUACUGCUCGACACCGGUUGUUCCAGAACAAUGGUACCCAGUUCAUUAGUUCCACAGCAAUGGAUGCUUGAAGGAGAAGCAGUGACUAUACACUGUGCGCAUGGAGACACCAUACUCUACCCACUGGCUCAGGCACACCUGAGUAUAGGAGAGAAGUCAAUUACUGUUAAGGCAGCUGUAUCUGAUACUCUACAAGUAGCAGUGUUGCUGGGAACAGAUGUGAAGGAGCUGUCUGAGCUGUUAGGACAGGAAGUGACAUUGGAUGACUGUACUGACGAUGCAAUGGUGGUGCAGACUCGAGCAGGAAGGCAAAGAUGA
Amphimedon queenslandica is the source of this 1299-nucleotide messenger RNA. RefSeq lists its product as uncharacterized. NCBI's taxonomy places the organism in Eukaryota, Metazoa, Porifera, Demospongiae, Haplosclerida, Niphatidae. Gene Ontology annotation, biological process: proteolysis. Bases 1 to 1299 code for a protein of 432 amino acids. Gene Ontology annotation, molecular function: nucleic acid binding; aspartic-type endopeptidase activity; zinc ion binding. The record is from RefSeq and is a predicted model, not a curated record. The transcript has a single exon.